This is a messenger RNA of Penicillium digitatum Pd1, 123 nucleotides long. NCBI's taxonomy places the organism in Eukaryota, Fungi, Ascomycota, Eurotiomycetes, Eurotiales, Aspergillaceae. The record is from RefSeq and is a predicted model, not a curated record.
AUGUGUGUCUGUCCACCCCUUGUGGUUCGCAAACACUAUACUCGAGCACUUGCUAAUGAAAGCUUGAUCAAACCGCAAUUCGACGUUCUAAAUCUAACCUAUAGAUGGUGCGUUGAAGAUUGA